Messenger RNA from Mizuhopecten yessoensis (Yesso scallop), 2691 nucleotides. RefSeq names its product neutral cholesterol ester hydrolase 1-like. NCBI's taxonomy places the organism in Eukaryota, Metazoa, Mollusca, Bivalvia, Pectinida, Pectinidae. The transcript is spliced from 5 exons. Gene Ontology annotation, molecular function: carboxylic ester hydrolase activity. The record is from RefSeq and is a predicted model, not a curated record. The coding region runs from base 290 to 1543 and encodes 417 amino acids. Gene Ontology annotation, cellular component: membrane.
UUUAGUAUAAGCUAGCCCAGAGGAGGUCCUUCCAGCACGAGCAUUGUAACGCGAAUUUCCGUUUUGACGUUUAGAGUCCACUGUCAAUAACACUGCACACUAAUAAUACGUGUUAAUGCUACGUGAAGAUACAGUGCAUGGACCCCCGAUGGGAUGGAAUUUGAACCUUAAGUGUAUGUAAACAUAAUAGGACAGAUACACCAUCGUAUUUAAACCUGUUUUGUACGGAUAUGGAAACGAGGCGGUAUAUUAAUAUGAAAUUAAUGUAACCGUGAUAUAUGUUUUCACCAUGAUCCGCAUGACCAUAUUUAUUGUGCUGCUGGCCAUGCUUAUUUAUAGUAACAUGGACGGCAAUAUUCCCGAACCAAUACCGGAACAAUUUAAGGUCAAGGUCAUGGAUUUAUGUAUCAAGACAUACAGACACACGUUGAACGUUUUAGUAAGUCUAGGACUGACAACGCCAUUUUCUGAAUUUGAGAGGAAACUCAGUGAUCGUUUCAUUCUAUUGAUGACGACGGGAUUCCCGUGGGUUCGAGGCUACGACUCUCAAUUACAGAUUACAGACACAACCAUGAAGGGUGUCCAUGUGCGCAUGUACCAGCCUGUGUCGUCAUUACAACAUAAACAAAGGCCUGUACUCGUCUACUUCCACGGCGGCUGGUGGAGCUUGCUUUCGAUUGACUCGUACGACCCGCUGAUGAGAAGGAUCGCCAAGGAUAGUGGAGUUGUCAUCAUCUCUGUCAAUUACAGGUUAAGUCCACAACAUCCGUUUCCGGUUCCUCUUCACGACUGUUUGGAUGUUGUGGAAUACGUCAUCGAAAACAGUGCGACUCUGAAUAUUCAUCCACAGAAAAUUGCCAUUGGUGGCGAUAGUGCCGGGGGUAAUAUGGCCGCAGCGAUAUCACUCCGUUUAAAAAAGAAGCUCGCCCUACAGUUGCUCAUUGUUCCGGUGUUACAGUUGGCGAAUUGGAACACGUCUUCGUUUAUUGAAAACGCCAAUUAUCUCUCUCAAAGCGCCAACAAUAAAAACUAUAUACUUCUCGUGUUAAAUUACUUAAAUAUCGAUCAUAAAUAUGAACAUGACUUUUUAAAUAAUAAUCAUACGUCUCAGGCCUUUAAGCAAUUUUAUUUUACAGAGAUUCUUGAUCAAAAUUUAUGGCUGCCGAAGCGAUAUAUCAGAAGCGAACUGUUAAGAGAAAAUAUCGACUUACAAACAGAAUUUGGAAACGAAGAACUCUUUUCUCUGAUCGAGAGUCGUAUCACUGACCCAAUGAUGUCACCAUUACUUGCGGAUGACGACAUGUUAGAAGAUUUACCAAUGACAUAUAUCGUCACAUCCGGUUUUGAUAUAGUGCGGGAUGACGGGAUCAUGUUUUCGGAGAGGCUUAAGCAGGUUGGACAAAAAGUUAUUCUCAAGCAUUACGAAGAAGCGUUCCAUACGUCUUUAAUAUUCCCACAUGGACCUUUAAAACUCGAAGUAGGUGUUAGAAUCGUUCAGGAUAUUGUCAAAGUUCUACGAAACACUUUACGUUCAUCUUUAUAGGUGAUAUUCUCAAAAUCACACCAUUAUCAGGUCAUAGAAAUAAAUCUUUUGACCAUAUACAGUAUUGUAUAAACCUUCCCAACUAGUGAUGGUUGGUUAUCAUGUUGAUCUUAUUCUGAUUAGUUCAACAAUAUUUAUUAAAGAUAAUAAGUUUAUCGAUUAACCAGCGACAUUCAGAUGAACGUGAUGAUCACGAGUUCAAGAACCCGUUGAAAGCUCGUCAAACUUUCAGGAAAGUCAUGCUUGACCAAUGAUUUAGGUUUUUGACCCGGGAAAAGUAUGAUUAAAAUACGUUUAAAAUCAAGGUUGGAGUUAGCUGUGGAUACUGCGACUGAUUGGCAGGUGUUUGCAAUAUACUCUGUCUAUUACAAUAUACGCAGGUCAGUGUAAAAAGGUAUCUACACCUAAAGGAACAUAUAUUUUACGUGCCAUUACAUUGACAUAUGGAAACGCUACCAACCUGUUCCUCACGUAUGUCAUAAAGGAAAUCAUUGUUGUCACUGAGGCGGUGUUAAUUACACAGCUUGGGAGUUGUGCAAUAUGUACACGUAAUUAUAUCAACUAUUUGUAAUACUCAGAAUAAAAAUUUCUUUUGAAAGACAAAGGGGUUCAGAUGAGAUCUUAUGUGCAUAGCAUAAUAAUAUCUUCUUGUCAUUGUUAUUUACGUUGCUGACUUGGCCGUAAAAUUAAUUUUAUUCUAUCAACGAACAAGUUCUUCCAGGUUUCAUGUAACACGUUGAAUUAGGACAACUGCUUAAUGCAAAAUGUUAUAGGUAGCUAUAGAUAACUAGGUCAUGCUUAGCAAAGGUCACGUGCAUAUUGUGAAGGUUAAGUUAUAAGAUAUACGUGCUUUACCCUGGUAAUGUGGAAUCAUAUUGCAGGUAUUGGUUUCAUAUUUCCCCGAGUCAUCCAGGUUUCGAUUUGCACAUUAAACAGGCUUGCUUAAUCGAGAAUGGAAAUGUCAUAAUUUGUAUAACUUGUUUAAAUCAAAAUUAAUUUGAUUUUUUUCGCGUGAAGUGAAUGCAAUGACGCAUGUAUUUAUUGUAAGUGUGAACAUGGAUGUAUGAAGAGAGGAAAUCUUGAAAAUAAGGAAUGUACCUAUCACGAUAAUAAAUGUUUACUUGUAUGUGUGGAUUAAAAGAAUCUUC